Molecule: messenger RNA, 379 nt
Organism: Drosophila elegans
Lineage: Eukaryota; Metazoa; Arthropoda; Insecta; Diptera; Drosophilidae
Exons: 2
Coding region: 101-346 (81 amino acids)
Source: RefSeq, a predicted model, not a curated record
UAACAUAUCGAAAUCAUCUUUAUUUAUUUUUCCUGAAUUUAGUUUUCAAAAUUUGUAGUAGUAUUGUUUUUAAGUGAUUUUUCGGCGAACCCGUGCAAAAAUGUAUACCAUGCGAACUAUUGCGGUUUUAAAACUAAGCAAAGGUCUAAUGAGCUCUCGCCUUCUGGCUGGUUCCUCAAAUAAAGGCGAUUCAAAGAAGGAAUCUUGUAAAAGCGAAGAAACCAAAAAAAAAGAGAAGGCAAAGAAGGACUUUUGUGGAAAAGUCAUACAACCUACCGCGCCCCGCUGUAACAAAAAGUCCGGCGAUAAAGAUAAACCAUCCGAAGAUAAGUGUAAGAAAAAUUGAGAGGGUUUUCUGAGUUUAUGGCAACCACUAAAG